CUCACACGGGGCUGCUCGGAGCAGGGUGGGAGCAAUAGUGGACGAAAAAUGUCGGAUUCCAAGGUAAAAGUUGCGGUGAGAGUUCGGCCCAUGAACCGCAGAGAAAUGGAACUGAAUACGAAAUGUGUCGUGGACAUGGAGGACAACCAAACUGUUCUUCACCCACCACCCUCUAAUGCAAAAGGAGAGAGCAGGAAACAACCCAAGGUGUUUGCCUUCGACCACUGUUUCUGGUCCAUGGACGAGUCCAACGUUCCAAAGUACGCAGAUCAAGAGGUGGUGUUCAAGUGCCUUGGCGAGGGAAUACUUGAAAACGCAUUCCAAGGAUAUAACGCCUGCAUUUUUGCCUACGGACAAACGGGAUCGGGCAAAUCCUUCUCUAUGAUGGGGAACGGGGAGCAGCCAGGCCUGAUUCCGCGGCUUUGCUGCUCCCUCUUUGAGAGGGUCCACAGAGAAGAGAACGAGGCCCAUUCUUUUAAAUUGGAGGUGUCCUACAUGGAGAUCUACAACGAGAAGGUCCGUGACCUGCUGGAUCCCAAAGGGAGCCGCCAGUCUCUGAAGGUUCGAGAACAUAAAGUCCUGGGUCCAUACGUAGACGGACUGUCCCAGCUGGCCGUGACCAGCUUCGAGGACAUUGAAGUAUUAAUGUCAGAGGGGAACAAAUCUCGCACAGUCGCCGCCACCAACAUGAAUGAGGAGAGCAGCCGGUCUCACGCUGUCUUCAGCAUCAUCGUCACACAAACGCUGUAUGAUCUACGGUCCGGGAACUCCGGUGAGAAGGUGAGCAAAAUGAGCCUGGUGGACUUGGCGGGGAGCGAGCGCGUGUCCAAGACUGGAGCCGCCGGAGAAAGACUGAAAGAGGGCAGCAACAUCAACAAGUCUCUGACCACCCUGGGUUGUGUGAUUUCUGCUCUAGCAGACCAGUCUGCGGGGAAAGGGAAGGCUAAGUUUGUGCCUUACAGAGACUCAGUCCUCACCUGGCUGCUCAAGGACAACCUGGGCGGCAACAGCAAGACGGCCAUGAUCGCCACGGUGAGUCCGGCGGCCGAUAACUACGAGGAGACGCUGUCCACACUGCGUUACGCCGACCGGGCGAAGAGGAUCGUCAAUCACGCGGUGGUGAACGAAGACCCCAAUGCUCGCAUCAUCAGGGAGCUGAGGGAGGAGGUGGAGAAGCUCAAAGUGCAGCUUUCUCAGGCUGAGUCUCUGAAGGCCCCCGAGCUGAAGGAGAAGUUGCAGGAGUCUGAAAAACUCAUCCAGGAGAUGACGGUCACCUGGGAGGAGAAGCUAAGGAAGACGGAGGAGAUCGCAACGGAGCGCCAGAAGCAGCUGGAAAGCAUGGGCAUCUCGCUGGAGACUUCCGGGAUAAAAGUGGGCGAAGACAAGUGCUUCCUGGUCAAUCUGAAUGCCGACCCCGCCCUCAAUGAGCUCCUGGUCUAUUAUCUCAAGGAGUACACCCGUGUGGGCGCCGACACAUCCCAGGACAUCCAGCUCUUCGGGAUAGGCAUCCAAUCAGAGCACUGUGUGCUGGAGCUCCGCCCAGAUGGUGACGUCACCCUCACGCCCAUACAUAAUGCCAGAACCUGUGUAAAUGGAACGAUGAUUGACUCCUUGGUCCACCUGUGGCACGGAGACCGCAUUUUAUGGGGCAACAACCACUUUUUUAGGAUCAACCUACCUAAGCGCAAGCGGCGGGACCGCUUGAAGGAGCUGGAGAGGGCCUCGCCCAGAGAGAGCUUUGUCGAGGCAGACGUGGAGACCGCCAGCGAGGCCUCCUCUGAACAGGACUACAGCUAUGAGUUUGCCCAGAUGGAGGUCAUCAUGAAGACCCUGGGGAAUAACGACCCCAUGCAGAAUGUGGUUCAGGUGCUGGAGAAGCAGUACCUGGAGGAGAAGAGGACAGCGCUGGAGGAGCAGAGGCUCAUGUACGAGCGGGAGCUGGAGUCGCUUCGGCAGCAGCUGUCGCCGGAGAAAACAACCCAGCACCACCGCAGCAACAGCGACCGCCUCACCUUCCCGAUGCACGCGACCCACAGCAAGCUACGUCUGUGGACGGAGGAGAGGGAUGAGCUGUUCCGUCAGAGUCUCUCUCGGCUCAGGGAACAAGUGGUGAGAGCCAACACUUUGGUGCGAGAAGCCAACUUUUUGGCGGAGGAGAUGAAGAAACUCACCAACUAUCAGGUCACGCUGCAGAUCCCCGGUGCCAACCUCAGCGCUAACCGCAAGCGUGGCGCCAUUGUUAGUGAGCCCGCCAUUCAGGUGCGGAGGAAAGGGAAGGGGACCCAGGUGUGGACCAUCGAGAAGCUAGAAAACAAACUGGUGGACAUGAGAGACCACUACAGAGACUGGAAGGAGGGCACAGAGCAGAUGUGGAACAAACUGAACAACAAAUACAGCGACCCGUUCUACGAGGCGCAGGAGAACCACAACCUGAUAGGAGUGGCCAACAUAUUUCUGGAGUGCCUCUUCCAUGACGUCAAGCUGCAGUAUGCUGUUCCCAUCAUCAGCCAGCAGGGGGAGGUGACGGGCAGGCUGCACGUUGAGCUGAUGAGAGUGAGCGGGGCGGUGCCGGAGCGCCUGGCGGGCGGAGACGACUCAUCAGAGAACUCCAGUGAGAACAGCUGCUACGAGGUGAUGGACACCAACGGGGAGAUGGUCCUCAUGACUAAGAGGCUCACCUGCAGGGUGCGGAUUAGGGAGGCCACAGGACUGCCACUCAACCUGUCCAACUUCGUCUUCUGCCAGUACACCUUCUGGGAGUGUGCAGAGCCCACGGUGGCUCCUCCCAUGGUCAGCCCGGACACGCCCUCAACACGCUCUCCCGACGCCCAGUUCACCGUCAGCUUUGAUCACUGCAAGGAGUAUACGGUACAUGUAACGGAGGAGUUUCUGGAGUUUAUCUCAGACGGGGCGCUGUCCAUAGAGGUGUGGGGUCAUCGCUGUGCCCGGAACGGGCGCUCACUGUGGGAGCUAGAUGCCCAGCAGGCAAAGACACGGACGCUCCAAGACAGGUGGAGUGAGGUGUGCCGCAGGAUCGAACUGUGGGUCUCCAUCCAGGAGCUCAACGAGCAGGGAGAAUAUUCUGCCGUGGAGCUGCACCCCGGGAAGGACAUCAGCACAGGGGGAGUCUUCCAGCUCCGACAGGGUCACUCUCGGAGGCUGCAGGUGGGCGUGAAGCCGGUCCAACACUCGGGCACCCUGCCUCUGCUGGUGGAGGCCGCGCUGUCUGUGUCCAUCGGCUGUGUGUCCGCCCGCUCCACCAAGCUACAGAGACCCCUAGAUAGCUACCAGAGAGAGGUGGAGGACGAUAUGGAUAGUUAUCAGGAGGAAGACCUCAACUGUGUCCGGGAGCGCUGGUCCGAGGCGCUCAUCAAACGAAGGGAAUACCUCGACGAACAGAUCAAGAAGAUCAUCAACAAACCAGAGAAGUCCGAGGAGGACGUGGAACGUGAGGCUCGGCUGGUGGAGCAGUGGGUCGGCCUGACUGAAGAGAGAAACGCUGUGCUGGUCCCUGCGCCUGGUAGCGGCAUACCCGGCGCCCCCGCACACUGGACCCCACCUGCGGGAAUGGAGGCUCACAUCCCUGUACUCUUUUUGGAUUUGAAUGCGGAUAAUCUGACAGUAAACGAGCAGCUGACAGGGCCCCACGCUGCGGGAGUCAACUCUAUCUUACCCAAGGAGCAUGGGAGCCAGUUCUUCUAUUUGCCCAUCAUCAGACACAGCGAUGACGAGGUGUCGGUGGUUUGCUCCUGGGACUCGUCCAUCCAUGACUCUGUGCACCUGAAUCGAGUGACGUCGCCCAAUGAGCGCAUCUACUUGAUCAUUAAGGUCACCGUUCAGCUCAGCCACCCCGCCUCCAUGGAGCUGGUGGUCCGCAAGAGGAUCGCUGUCAACAUCUACAACAAACAGAGCUUCACUCAGAGUCUGAAGAGAAGAAUGUCCUUAAAGAACACACUUUACUCCUGUGGAGUGACUUAUGACAUCGUGUCCAACAUACCAAAGGCCUCAGAAGAGCCCGAGGCGAGGGAGACCUUAGCCCUCAUGGCCGCCCGCGGGGAGGCCGAGGAGACUCCAGAUGGAGAGACUUACAUUGAGAAAUACACGAGAGGUGUUUUGGAGGUGGAGAACAUCCUCAGUCUGGAGCGGUUACGACAGGCGGUGACGGUAAAGGAGGCGCUCGCUGCCAAGGGGAGACACCUGAGGAGGAGUAUCAGCACACCCAAUGUACAGCACUGCUCGUGUAGUAAAACGGACCCGACUGAAGACGACGACUGUAAGGAUCAUUAUGAGUCUCAUGUGGAUGGCUCCAGUUUUAGUUUCCAGGAUGGCUCCCCUUGUAGCACGCCCAUCAAGAACAAGGAGGACCACAGUGCGGUGCCGGAGAGCCCUACCUUUUUCAACUCGAGCCCGUUCAAGGUCCUCUCCCCCCAGCCACCCAAGUUCCUCAAGUCCCUGCUGCCUGUCAAAGAGGAGGGCAAGGCCAAGAGGGCCCUGGAGGCCCGGCCUCUGCUGGGACAAGAGGACUCUGAAGAGGAGGAGACGGACGUAGACAUGGCUUUGAGCCUGGACCGGGGCCCUCAGGACUACAACAGCCUCCAGCCCUACAUCCCAGAGGACUUUGCUAACUUUGAGGUCUACAACGCCACCCUGGAGAGCCGGGAGGGGGUGCUCUCCGCUCGCCCGGAGCUGAAGGGAGGUCGGUGUGCGGGGGUAGGUGGCGGAGGGGGGGAGAGGGAGGUGUCUCGCAGCCCCACGACCAGCAGUUGUACCAGCGGCUACUUCUCUCACAGUGCCUCCAACGCCACGCUGUCUGACAUGCCUUUCAGUGCCAGUGAGAGUUCUGACCACCUCAGCAUUGCCCCCAGAGACCUGGACAGGUGCUGCACCCAAACUAAAAUUGUUCCCCAGAUGGGUGACAAUGAGCAGUCGGCCCUCUCAGCAUGCGGUGAAGGUCUGGAGAGCAAGCUCAUCGCCCCACCUUCCUCUCCAGUCAGUAUCCCCAAUUGCACAGACCAGCAGCGAAGCUCUUCUCCUCCACACAGCUGUGUCCUCAGCGCCAGCCAGGAAUUCACUGACUUUAAAGGGGCUGAUGACGGCAUCGGGGAGGGCGAUUUAGCACACUUUGCCGAGGGAUGGCCACGGGACGGUUUAGAGUUGCCUGCUGGAACACAGCAAAAAGGGGAAGAUAUAGAAACACGCAACACUGGCAGUCAACAGGCUUGUGACGUUGUCUCUGUUGUUAUCAACACACCCAGCCCUGGAAAUACCCCAGCCCCCAUAUGUAACUGUCACAACGGCAAAGGCCCUGUCGCUAUACCUCCUUCCUGCCCAACCGCAGUUCCAGUUUGCACCACAACUAUAGCCCCCACCGCUGCACCUGCCCCUACCCAAAUCCCAGCUCCAGUUCAGGCCUUAACGAUGCCCGCUGCUCCAGCCUCGACGCCUGACUCACCCCCAGACACAUGCACAGCCUCUCCUCCAGCUCCAGCCUCUGCUCCUUCACCGGCUCAGCGGGGGGGAGGAGGAGAACCCCCUAUCCAGGAGCCGGCUCAGGGAGAUUUGCCCCACGGGAGUCCUUGCCCCAGCCCGAACCCCAGCAGCGCUGAGCCCUCGGGGGAUUCCAGCGGGGACGAGAGCUCACCAGUUGCCCAGCUGCCUGACUGGAUGGCCCCCGGAGAACAGGUGUGGGUGGGGAAGAGGAGAGGAACGGUUCACUAUGUUGGAGGAGUGGAGUUCGCCAAGGGCAUCUGGGUCGGUGUGCAGCUGGACCUGGCUGUGGGCAAGCACAAUGGGACUGUCCAGGGAAGGGUGUAUUUCCGCUGUCCUCCCGGCCACGGGGUGUUUGUGAAGCCAUCUCGUCUCACCCGAGGGCUGCCCUGCACAGACAAGGACCCCAAGAAGACUCUUAUCCGAUAGGCUCCAGACAGUAGACUUGUCACAGUGGUCAGUUUUCCUGUUCCCGUACAGUAUUUGAUCAAGUGAACAUGCACACUACAACCUGCCUAACAUGCUUGAUCGUUAACAUUGUAAAAGAGUUUGUGUCGCUGUUCAGCUCUGUGACGUUUCUUGCUGGUAUCAGGCUGAAACAUCUUCGGGUGAAUGACAGACUCAAGCAAGCAGAGGCGUUUCAAAACCCAGAAAGUCUCAAAGCAACAUGGUGUUCUCAAAUUUGCAAUUCACUACAAGGAAGGCAAACGACGCCCUCUACUGACAAAAGGCGGUAGUACUGGCUAUUGCCCAUGUUGAAAGGUUGGCCAACACCAGUGAAAAACAUUUGUACCACCAUGACAAGUCUACCAGGAAGGAUCAGCUUUCUGAGGACUACCAGAAAUCUAAGGGUUUCCAGUCCAGUGCCUACAGUGAACCUGCGAGCUGAGUUCAAGGCGUUUCCCUGUCCAUCCGUCAUUCAAAUCUCCAGACUGGUUUGUCCUCACAGUAUGCUUUCCUAAAGCCUAUCUCACCUGCGCGUUUUAUGAAGGGUGUAUCUUCAUUGUUGUUCACUGAAAACUUACUAUGCACAUAUCCAACUUUUCUAUUGUGUUAUUUUUGAUAGAGAAGUCAACUUUGAACGGCGAGUCCAUACGGAGACGUUAUCCACAAACCUUUUUUUUUUUUACAUUGGUUUCCAAGCAACAAUAUUUUUGUAAGACAAUGCGUCACUCCCCGAGGCUUAAAGUGGAGUAAUAUGGGAUCUUGAGAAUGUACUACUGUUAUAACAUUGAUGUUGAAGUCAAUAUGAUGUGUCAGGGUAACCAAAGAACAAGGGUUCCAUAUCUGCUGUUGGAUCUGACAUCUUGCUUUUUUCAAAAGUAUAUGGAAACAUACAAAAUAUCUGUGUCCACGUAAAGCAUUGUGCCAUAUUUCAAUGACUAAUGCCUUGUGCCCUGAGCAACCGGCAAAUCUGCGACGCCCGAUUUGCUCUCAGCAUUAGACUGCAGUUAUGUUGCCCACUAAAUGUUAAUUUAUCUUUAUUUGAGUACUGUAACACUGUAGAGGAGAUAAUCCCCAUUGACUUUGGAAUAGUUGCCAUAGCUGUCCGAACGCGUGCACUGGAGAAGAUUCUUGGAGAGAGCUCGACCAAUGGUCUUCCAAGCGGGGCUGAUGAAUCACUUCCUGUGUACUCCCGAUUGGACCGAGAAAAGUCCAGAUUGGCGACAUCGCUCAUAUCAGCCGAAUGAAGCAGCUAGGCUUUGACUGACCAAGGCCUGGCCCAUACUGAUGCCUUAUUGCCCUGUGUCUCAAACGGCGGGUAUAUAAACCACAGACUACUCUAUUAACACUGUCCCUUACCAAGGACGGGAACUUUUGACUAAUUAAAAAAGAAAAAAAGGUUUUUAUAUAUGUUUGGACCUGAAGCCUGUGUAUGACGAGGUGCCCAGAGGCAUUCAAAAUGCCAUCCAACUCCCUUGACUGAGUUGCUAGCUUACUGACUGACUGUCCCACGACGUGUUCUGUGCUAAUACGGAGACAAUGUGUAAUGAUCUAAACAUUGUUCAGAGGUACUCACAAAAUACCAACGAGCUUGCUUUUUUUUUCUUUUUUCAAAAUGUUUUAAUUUUUUUCAACAUGGAGGAUUGGAUAAAUGGGUUGAGGACGACAUCAGGUUACCGAAGACGGUAUAAAAGUAGUUUAGUAAGGUGAAAAACUGUCCUAUGAACAUGUAUUUUUAUGGAAGUGGUGGACUGUGGAGCCGACUGGAGAUAUAGUUCUAUGUAUGCUAUGACUUCAAGUAAAUGAAAGAAACCCAAGACCUUACUUUAAAAAGAAGACAUCAAAGCUGCUCUCCCUUAUAAGGAGUUGUAAAUAGAAAUGUAUUUGAACAUAGUAUUUACAGUAUUAUAAUGUACAGAAUUGUAUUUAUAAUGUAUCACGGCCAACUUUAGAUUGGUACAAAAUGCUCUAGAAUAGAACGUUUUCAAUGGAAAAAA
Lampris incognitus (smalleye Pacific opah) is the source of this 7928-nucleotide messenger RNA. RefSeq names its product kinesin family member 13A (gene kif13a). Gene Ontology annotation, biological process: regulation of protein localization; microtubule-based movement. Bases 49 to 5916 code for a protein of 1955 amino acids. Gene Ontology annotation, cellular component: adherens junction. Gene Ontology annotation, molecular function: cell adhesion molecule binding; microtubule motor activity; ATP binding. NCBI's taxonomy places the organism in Eukaryota, Metazoa, Chordata, Actinopteri, Lampriformes, Lampridae. The transcript has 39 exons. The record is from RefSeq and is a predicted model, not a curated record.